UUGGCGCGACGGAUAUGAAUGCAAAAUCUUCUCGAUCUCAUGCUAUUUUUACAGUUAUUCUUUCUCAACAGAAAUUUAUACCUACUAAUGAGUUAUGUGCAAGUCCGUUGCCUCUUACCCCGUCAACGAAUUCGACAACUACUGCAUUUUCAGACUCAAAAUCUGGUUCACUGUCAAGAUCAAAUUCAAGAUUAA
This is a messenger RNA of Racocetra fulgida, 195 nucleotides long. The record is from the annotation of a GenBank genome assembly. Lineage: Eukaryota; Fungi; Glomeromycota; Glomeromycetes; Diversisporales; Gigasporaceae.